This is a messenger RNA of Microplitis mediator, 660 nucleotides long. RefSeq lists its product as uncharacterized. The record is from RefSeq and is a predicted model, not a curated record. NCBI's taxonomy places the organism in Eukaryota, Metazoa, Arthropoda, Insecta, Hymenoptera, Braconidae. The transcript is spliced from 3 exons. The coding region runs from base 94 to 450 and encodes 118 amino acids.
AAGGCCACCAGCCCGGUCAUCCCGUCUGCAAUAUAAACGUCUGCUGAAUCUGAACAAAAGUUUCAGUGACUCGCUUACAGUUUUACCACAGAAAUGGCUCGGAUUAACACAAAUUUAUCAACAAUUAGUUUAUUAAUCAUAGCAAUUGUUGUUUUAUUUAGUGACUAUACAAAUUCAAAACCAAUUCAAAUUUUAAAUAAUAAACCGGGUUACAUUGCAGUGUACAUAAGACACGGAAACGAACCAUUGCAGAAUAUAAAUCCUGCAUUGGCUGAAGCUUUUCAUGAAGAAAUUGUUGAGAACGGAGUGAUACCGAUCGAAGAACAUGAGGAUUCGAUUAUUAAAAAACUGAGUGGUGACAGUAAAUUAAAAAAUUUGACAGAUUCAACCGACGAUAAAGAUUUCUUUAUACCUCAAACUCGUCCCUAUGUGGUACAGCAAAGUUCAUAAAAAUAAAAAAAAGAGUUCACGAAGAAGAAGGAAGACAGUGACGUGGCUCUGAACAAUCCCGAGGACGGCCUUGAGAUUUGAAAUGAUCUUUAUUAUUUCUUUUAAUGAUGUUACGAAAUUAUUAUUAUCAUUAUUGCUACACCCAACCAAGAGAAUUGUUUUUUUAUAUACAAGGUAAAAAACGAAAUAAAUGUUCAUUUGGUAAAAUAA